Messenger RNA from Chionomys nivalis (European snow vole), 3113 nucleotides. It is a transcript of the gene Ackr4, whose product is annotated as atypical chemokine receptor 4. The transcript is spliced from 2 exons. Lineage: Eukaryota; Metazoa; Chordata; Mammalia; Rodentia; Cricetidae. The coding region runs from base 473 to 1525 and encodes 350 amino acids. Gene Ontology annotation, biological process: chemotaxis; G protein-coupled receptor signaling pathway; immune response. Gene Ontology annotation, cellular component: membrane. The record is from RefSeq and is a predicted model, not a curated record. Gene Ontology annotation, molecular function: chemokine binding; scavenger receptor activity; chemokine receptor activity.
AUCUUACAUAAUUUGGUUUUCAAAAGGGUAACUUUCGGGGUUUAAAUCAUUUCAGUUACUUCUUAGACAAAGUAACUUUCUCAAGUAUUUCUGUAGCUUUCCCCGGCAGCGCCCGUGGCCUCGAGGUGCGGCUCUCAGUGCCCCCUCUUGGCCGAGAAGGAGCUGGCGAGCUACAGGCACUUUCUUCCUCCCCUCCGCUGAGCGGGACCCGACAAUCCUGCAGUUUCGGAGCCAAACUGGAAUUCCUUCCGUCUGUAUCCAGACAUUUAAGAAUUUGGCUGGACUCCACAGGAAGGCUUUACAGAGCACUUAAUCAAGUGCUCCAGAGGUUAAAUUUCAGGAAAGCCCUCUUGGAUCCAAGAUAAAGGCGGGGUGUAAAAAGGGAAAACAAGCGUCCUGUGAGUCAGAGUUCCUUCGCUCUCCUCCUCACUCAAGACUGCAUGCAGACUCCCAGCUCAAACAGCUCGGUGUCAUGGCUCUAGAGCAGAGCCAGCCAACAGAAUACUACUACGAGGGAAACGAAAUGAAUGACACUUACGACUACAGCCAGUAUGAAACGAUCUGCAUAAAAGAAGAGGUCAGGCAGUUUGCAAAAGUCUUCCUCCCUGCCUUCUUUGCAAUAGCCUUUGUCAUCGGACUGGCAGGGAAUUCCACAGUUGUGGCAAUUUACGCCUAUUACAAGAAACAGAGGACCAAGACAGAUGUGUACAUCCUGAAUCUGGCUGUGGCAGACUUGUUGCUUCUGGUGACACUGCCCUUCUGGGCAGUUAACGCAGUCCAUGGGUGGAUUCUAGGGAAAAUGAUGUGCAAAGUAACUUCGGCCCUGUACACGGUAAACUUCGUCUCUGGGAUGCAGUUCCUGGCUUGUAUCAGCAUUGACAGAUACUGGGCAAUCACUAAGGCUCCCAGCCAAUCAGGAGCGGGGAGACCCUGCUGGAUCAUAUGUGGCUGUGUAUGGGUGGCUGCUACCCUGCUGAGUAUACCCCAGCUGGUUUUUUAUACCGUGAAUCACAAUGCCAGGUGCACUCCCAUCUUCCCGCACCACCUGGGAACAUCCCUGAAGGCAUCCAUUCAGAUGCUGGAAAUCUGCAUCGGCUUUGUGGUUCCCUUUCUUAUCAUGGGGGUGUGCUAUGCCAUCACUGCAAGGACGCUCGUCAAGAUGCCGAAUAUUAAAAAGUCUCGGCCCCUCAAGGUUCUGCUCACAGUGGUUGUAGUUUUCAUUGUCACCCAGCUGCCUUACAACAUUGUCAAGUUCUGCCAAGCCAUAGAUGCCAUCUACUUGCUGAUCACCAACUGUGACAUGAGCAAGCGCAUGGAUGUCGCCAUCCAAGUCACAGAGAGCAUCGCACUCUUCCACAGCUGCCUCAACCCUGUCCUGUAUGUCUUCAUGGGGGCCUCCUUCAAAAACUAUAUCAUGAAAGUGGCCAAGAAAUAUGGAUCCUGGAGAAGACAGAGACAGAACGCAGAGGAAAUUCCUUUUGAUUCCGAGGCUCCUACAGAUCCAACCAGUUCUUUUACCAUUUAAAUAUAAAAUGCUCUCUGCUUUUUGCUUGAACACACACACACACACACACACACGAGGUUUCUUACUCAAAAUAAAAUAUUUGUGUUACACUGAGACUCAAAUGUCCAACACUAGACUGUUGUUGCAAUGGAUAACAAAGAAGGAGCAAAGGGUGGGGGUGUGGCAAAGACAGACACCAGAGAGUAAACAACCAAUGGGCAGAACCUGGAAAUUAAAGUUACUACACGAAAACAGCAUGGUGGGAAGGAGAAAAAUGCUGUACUCUAAAGAGGAGGCCUUUAUGGCGGUGGGGUGUUUUCAUCUUGACUACAGUGGUGGCUACUCAAAUCUAGAUGUGCCACAUAGAAAUUUCAACUGCCUACUUUUGAUAGCAACUGUAAUUAUGAAAUAUAAAACAUUGGCUAAUGAGCACCCAAGACCAUCUCAUGUGAUAAGUCACUGUGUAAGGGUUAUCUGGGACCAUCCUGUGUGAUAAGUCAUGGGUAAGGGUUAUUCGGGACCAUCCUGUGUGAUAAGUCACUAGGUAAAGAGCCCCCAAGAUCAUCCUGUACUAUUUUGUAACUUCCUUUGAGUAGACAGCAACUUUAAAAUAAAAAGUUAAAAAAUCCCAUCAUGCUCUUAGUCAGGUGAUCUAAAACCAAUUAAUAAAGAAAAUUAUGUUGAGGAAAUUAUAAGUAUUUGUAAUUAUUUAAAUUUUAAUAAGAAUAUUUUUCUGCAAAAUUCCAAUAUUUAAAUAAUUGCAACAAAACUUACUCUAAUUUUUUUGUUUCAUAAUUUAUAAGCGAUUUUAUAAAAUAUAAAAUGGCAAUUAUCCCAACCUUUAAAAGAAGGACAAACCCAUAAACUUUCCUGAGAUGUUCACACAUUCUGGCAAGUGCCUAUAUAUGCAAUUUGCUCUGAUGAUGUCACCAAAGAAAAUUAUCCAAAUACAUUCUGGGUUCACUAUGCACAUUCUAGAAGCAAGCCUUGAAACUCAUAGCUAUCUAGAGUCUAAUUUUAUAAGUUCCUAAAGAAUUUCCCCAUGUAGGUUGGCCUAUUACUAAGAACUGAUGAGCAAAUAUACUAUCCUAUAUAUAAAGUUUAAUUUUCAUUUAACCAUGCAUAUUUUAGGCAAUAAAAUCAAUACAGUAAAUGUAUUGAUCAGUACAUGUAUUUACUGUAUUGAUUUUACAUGUACUGAUACUUACGAAUGAACCCCAAACAAAUGCUCAGCCUGUGUUCUAGCAACACUGAACUACACCCCAGACUCUACAACUUAUCAAAUUACCUUUUCUCUUGGUACUGUUUCUAAGUCUGAUAGUGUUUCAGAGGCUGACUUAAAGCUGUGACCGCAAAGCAGUGACCGGGAAUCGUGGCAUUGCUCUGGCAAAGGGCUAGCAGAACCACGGAGAACACUCACCGCUGCUCCACCACUUCUUGCCGUUAACUAUAUAGCCAUCUCCAUCUCGCUGGAUGCUACACUCAAUGUUCGUGGCAUCACUUGAUGAGACAUUGGGCUCUAGAAAGGAAGAACAGCUUGAUCAACAGGCAGGCAGAAAUCAGUCUUUAGCCAAAGAGGCUUGGGCAAGAGAAGGCAAGCUCGUCAAGG